Messenger RNA from Vicia faba (fava bean), 348 nucleotides. NCBI's taxonomy places the organism in Eukaryota, Viridiplantae, Streptophyta, Magnoliopsida, Fabales, Fabaceae. The record is from the annotation of a GenBank genome assembly.
AUGGACUCCAGGCUGCACCUCCAUAGGGCUGUUGAUCUACAUGCUUUUCUCUAUGUACUCAUAUCAAGAAGCCACGAAGAAGACGAAAAAAAAGAGGUUCCAGAUCUUACCGGUAUAUGUUGCCACAGCUCUAGUGGUGUCUCGACAUGGUUUCAAGGUCUAUUGACGGAUGAGGAUAAGAAUGUUAGUAAGCAGAAAAUGAAGGCUUUGUGUUACAAGCUUGAAACUAUGGCAGCCGUCUGUAAUUUGAUGAAUAAUAACCCAGGUCUUGGCAUGAGGCAAUGUUGCAUGGAUGCAAGGUUUAUUCAUGAAGCCACUUUGAAGAGGAUGCAUUAUGGAAGGCUUUGA